GUCAAAUUCGAACCACUCGCCGAGAAGGAUCAUGCUCGCGCGCACGUGGCGGCGCCUGCGUCUGACGUCGGUGCCCAAGCUGUUUGCCGACUCGAGGAGCAGUGCGACGCCCGAGACGGAGCCCUUUACCGGCUUUGAGCUCGUCUUCCUGGGCACGGGCGCCGGUGCGCCGUCCAUCGAGCGCAAUGCGAGCGGCCUCGUGCUGCAGCUCCACGGCGCGGCGUGGCUCUUUGACUGCGGCGAGGGCUCGCAAAAGCAAAUGUUCCAGAGCAACGUGCGCGCAACGGCCAUAGAGCGCAUCUUCUUGACACAUUUGCAUGGCGACCACAUUUACGGCCUCCCGGGCCUCGUGUGCACCCUCAACUCGCUCUGCGGCCCCGACAUCGACCGCGAGACGAAGCUGCCGACGCCCAAAGUGCUUUCGAUCUAUGGCCCCCGUGGCGUCUUUGCGUUUCUCAACACGGCGCUCAACGUCAGCCGCGCCAACAUGACCAACAUCCGCAUCGCCGUGCAUGAGCUCGUGCCCUUAUGCGACGCACGGACCAUCAAGCGCGAGCGCGGACCGAUCCACGAGUGCCUACAGCACCACUUGAUCCACCCGGAUACGAGCGGCGACACGCCCGUCUGGCCCAUCCUCGACGACGCCAACUACCGCGUCCGUGCUGGGUUUCUUCAGCACACGGUGCCCUGCUUUGGCUACGUCGUCGAAGAGCAGACGCGGCCAGGACACAUCAACGCCGCCCUUGCAAAAGCCCGCGGUCUCCCGCCCGGCCCGCUGUACAAGCAGCUCAAGGAAGGUCGGGCCGUGCCUCUGCCCGACGGCUCGCUCCUCGAGCCAACAGACGUCAUGACGCCGCCGAUUCGCGGUCGCAAAGCGGCCAUAUUGGGCGACUCGAGCGACUCGCUCGCCAUGACGGAGCUCGCGCGCAACGCCGACGUCUUGGUGCACGAGUCAACGCUGCCGCACAGCAUGCUCGCGCAGGCCGUGCCCCGGGGCCACUCGACGAGCUCGAUGGCCGGCGCGUUUGCUCGAUUGAGCAACGCGACGCUGCUCGUGCUCACCCAUUUCAGCAGCCGAUUUAGCUACUCGCGCGCGAGCGCACGCUCCGUGCAGUCGCUCGUCGACGAAGCCCGCGCCGCGUCCGGGCGCAUGGCGGUCGUCGACGCCAGUGACUUUUUGCGCGUGCGCAUUCCGCGCCACGACCCGCGCGCCAAGUAAAAACAAAAUCAAGUCGUAAGUCUUUGAAAAGCAG
This is a messenger RNA of Saprolegnia diclina VS20, 1253 nucleotides long. RefSeq lists its product as hypothetical. The transcript is spliced from 5 exons. Bases 32 to 1219 code for a protein of 395 amino acids. NCBI's taxonomy places the organism in Eukaryota, Oomycota, Saprolegniomycetes, Saprolegniales, Saprolegniaceae. Gene Ontology annotation, molecular function: 3'-tRNA processing endoribonuclease activity. Gene Ontology annotation, cellular component: nucleus. Gene Ontology annotation, biological process: tRNA processing. The record is from RefSeq and is a predicted model, not a curated record.